Molecule: messenger RNA, 1623 nt
Organism: Nanorana parkeri
Lineage: Eukaryota; Metazoa; Chordata; Amphibia; Anura; Dicroglossidae
Product: guanylate-binding protein 1-like
Exons: 9
Coding region: 16-1623 (535 amino acids)
Molecular function (GO): GTPase activity; GTP binding
Source: RefSeq, a predicted model, not a curated record
ACUGAAUCCUCUGCCAUGGAAUCAGCAAUCAGAAUGGAUAGCCCAAUCUGCCUCAUUGAGAACAGGAUAGAAAGAGGAAGAGCAAAGCUUGUGGUGAACCCUGAGGCCGUCAACAUCCUCUCCAACAUCCACCAACCAGUGGUGGUGGUGUCCAUUGUCGGCAUGUAUCGGACUGGAAAGUCAUACUUGAUGAACAGGUUGGCUGGAGCUCAGAAAGGCUUCAGUCUGGGUUCUACAAUUCAGUCUCAGACCAAAGGUAUCUGGAUGUGGUGUGUCCCUCACCCCAUGUAUAAGGAUCGUGCUCUGGUUCUCUUAGACACAGAAGGUCUGGGGGACGUAGAGAAGGGGGAUAAAAAAAACGACAGCAAGAUCUUCGCCCUUGCAGUCCUACUAAGUAGUGCCCUGGUGUAUAAUAGCCUCGGCACCAUCAAUCAGGAUGCCCUAGACAAAUUAAAAUUUGUAGGGGAAAUCACGGAAUUAAUCAAGGUGAGAACUGGCAGCAUUCCGGACGAGCAAGCAACAUUUUCCACAUACUUCCCCAUCUUUGUUUGGGCAGUGAGAGAUUUUAAUCUGGAACUGGAGAUUGAUGGGAAGACGGUCUCAGCUGAUGGUUACCUGGAGAACGCCUUAAAAUUUAAAACACCUGAGAGGUCACCUGAGGAUAAGGAGUAUAAUGAGCUGAGGAAUCGCCUCCGGAUGUAUUUCGGGAAUCGGAGAUGCUUUGUGUUUGAUGCCCCAACUGACUCCAGAAAACAACUGAAGGAACUAGAACAUCUACCCGAUGAUAGACUCGAUAAAGUUUUUGUGGCUCAGAGCGCCCUUUUCUGUGAAUACAUUUUCAAGAACGCCGAGGUUAAGAGAGUGGACAUCACAGUUGAUGUCACUGGAUACCGACUGGGUGAGCUGGCAAAACUUUACACUGAUGCUAUAAACUCCUCUAAUGUUGCCUGCUUGGAGGAGGCGGUGGUUUCCUUGGCUGAGAAGGAGAACAAAAUUGCCAUUCAGGAAGCAACAGAGCAUUAUGAGAAGAGGAUGAGGACAGUUGUGAUGCCCACUGAAACGCUCAAAUAUUUCCUAUAUCUGAGCAGUUGGUUUGAAGAUGAAGCUUGGGAGAAAUUCCUGAAAAGAUCAAUUAAGGAUAAAGAUCAGAAAUUCCUUAAAGAAUUUGCGGAAAAGGUCGAGAGAAUGAGAAUGGAGUUUAACACUAUGAAUGAGGCGGAGUCUAGAGAGGUGUGCGCGGCCCUUAUUCAGAAGCAUUCAGCGGGCUUUGAAAGAGGUUUGGCUGUAGGAACAUUCCGUAAGCCUGGAGGACAUGGAAAGUUCAAGCGGAGCUUAAAAGCCGUGGAAGAAAAGUAUAAUAGGGAAAGAGGAAAAGGUGUAAAGGCAGAAGAAGUGCUUCAGCAAUACAUGAUGUCCAAACAAGCUGCUGAAAUAAUAAUUAUACAAGAGGACAAUGCUCUGAGCCAGAAACAGAAGGAAAAAGAAGUGAUGAACAAUAAAAAACAAAUGGAGCAAAUGAAAGCAAGACUCCAAGAAAUGGAAGGAGAGCAGCACAAGUCAGCUGAAGAGAUGGCCAACCUUAGGGCGACUGCUCAACAGUUGCAGCGGAUGUUAGGGCAAUAG